CCCUUUCGUUCCCGAAAUGGGUACCCUGCAUUUGCAGCUCAAACACUGAAGUCCACCUUCAAUCAUUUAGGAAAAAGCAAAAAGAUUUCUCUUUUCAUACAAGGUUAGUUUCCCCUCAAUGAAAUCUCAACUGAGUAACUCAAGAAAAUUCUUAAAAUGAAGUGUCUAAAACAUUUUCGUAAAUUUUCAACCUUUCUUGAUUUACCCAAAAAUACCCACCAAAGAAAAAAAUUGGACCCAAUUCCAUUGCCUCACAGAACAAUUUCUGAACCAAAAGGCCAAGAUCUUGAUUUUGUUAAUGUAGCUCAUAGUCACCUUAUACAUUCUGAUUGGUCUAAGCUUGAGAAUUUAGCUUCUGGUUUAACCCCAUUUAGAGUAAAGCACAUUUUAUUGAAAACUCAGAAAGAUUAUGUUUUGUCCCUUGAAUUCUUCAAUUGGGUUGAGGUUAAAAACCCUAAUUCAAAUACCCUUGAGAAUCAUUCCAUUGUUCUUCAUGUUCUUACUAAGAAUAAGAAGUUUAAAUCAGCUGAAUCAAUUUUGAGGAAGCUUCUUAAAUCAGGUUGUGUUGAAUUUCCUGCUAAAUUAUUUGAAGCUAUACUGUUAUCGUAUCGAAUGAGUGAUUCUUCGCCGCGUGUUUUUGACUCAUUGUUUAAGUGUCAUGCUCAUUUGAAGAAGUUUAGGAAUGCUAGUGAUACAUUUUGUAGUAUGAAGCAGUAUGGUUUUGUUCCUACUGUUGAGUCUUGCAAUGCUUUUAUGAGCUCAUUGCUUAGUUUGGAUAGGACAGAUGUUGUAUUGGGUUUUUAUAAGGAGAUGCGUCGUUCAAGGAUUUCGCCUAAUGUUUAUACCUUUAAUAUGGUUAUGAGUGCUUUUUGCAAAUUGGGAAAACUAGAAAAGGCUGUUGAGGUUUUAAGGGAAAUGGAGAACAUAAGCUUGAAACCGACUGUUGUGUCUUAUAAUACUUUGAUUGCUGGACACUGUAACCGUGGCCUCUUGAGUGUUGCGUUGAAACUUAAGAGCGCGAUGGAGAAGAAUGGGGUAUGUCCUGAUAGUGUUACUUAUAAUGCUCUUAUUCACGGUUUAUGUAAGGAAGGGAAAUUACAUGAAGCGAACAAACUUUUUAGCGAGAUGAAGAGAAUCGGUGUGGCUCCUAAUGUUGUCACGUAUAAUACAUUGAUAAAUGCAUAUAGCCAGGUUGGUAAUUCUGAAAUGGGAAGUCGGCUUUUUGAGGAGAUGGCGAACAAUGGAUUGAAGGGUGAUAUAUUGACUUACAAUGCAUUGAUUUUGGGACUGUCCAAAGAGGGAAAGACAAAGAAAGCUGCAUUUUUGGUCAAAGAACUUGAUAAGGCAAACUUGGUUCCUAAUUCCUCUACUUUCUCUGCUUUGAUUAGUGGACAGUGUGCAAGAAGGAAUCCCGACCGUGCCUUUCAACUCUAUAAAAGCAUGGUCAGAGGUGGUUGUCACCCGAAUAAGCCAACUUUGACUCUAUUAACGUCCACCUUCGUCAAGAAUGAGGAUUAUGAUGGAGCAUUGGAAGUCUUGAAAGAGAUGUUAGAAAGAUCUAUUACCCCUGAUUUGGGUAUGUUAACCGAAAUAUGCAACUCACUUCUCAUAUGCGGCAGAGAAGGAACGAUCAUAAAACUAUUACAAGAAAUAGAAGCUAGACGCCUCAUCCCUGAAGGUUUUGAUAAAGCAACAAUAAUUAGUUCUAUGGACUGAAGAUAGAAUGUAAAGUUUUUACAAGAAAUAGAAGCUAGACACCUCAUUGCCAAAGGUUUUGUUAUGGCAACAAUGAUUAGUUCUACGAGAAGAUAGAAUGGGCGGAGCUAGCAGAGUUAUACUGGUUCGGCCGAAGCCAGUAGCUUUCGUUCAAAUCCUGUAUUUAUCGUAAGAAAUCCAUUGAAUAUGUACAAAUUACUAAUUUAAAACCCAGUAACUUAAAAGAACUAGAAUCUUGAACCCAUGAGUUUCAAAUCCUGGCUCUGCCUUUGGUUGUUCUUGAUUUCCACUUGCAUUAUGUAGCAGCUUCCUUUUAUUUCCUUUAGCAGUCUUGAAUUGUAAAUUUGUUAUAGCAAACUGCAAAUUUGGUUUCAGUAUAUUCAGG
Nicotiana attenuata is the source of this 2101-nucleotide messenger RNA. RefSeq names its product pentatricopeptide repeat-containing protein At4g26680, mitochondrial. Lineage: Eukaryota; Viridiplantae; Streptophyta; Magnoliopsida; Solanales; Solanaceae. Gene Ontology annotation, molecular function: protein binding. The transcript has 2 exons. Bases 157 to 1716 code for a protein of 519 amino acids. The record is from RefSeq and is a predicted model, not a curated record.